CACACGGACAGUGAAUAGCGUUGAGCGCCAAACGAGACAUUCAUUGAGUGUUUGUCUCAUUGAGUGAACGCAAGUGACUGCCAAUCAGACCAUCACUUCAUUCACUGAUAAUGUCUUCAAAACGCAAACGUAAGGCAAUGGCUGAGGAGGAGAACGAGUCCAGUGGUGAUCGACCCGAUUGUGUGUUUUGCGGACAGAAUCUGAAGAACAAGUACUUUAUGGGCAAAAUGAUGGUCAGGAAUGGCAUGAGUGCCCACUACUACUGCAUACUCUUCAGCCCCGGUCUGCAACAGAACGGAGGCCUCGAUGAGGACUUCAAGGGCUUCCUGGCGGCCGACAUGAAGAAGGAGGUGCGUCGGGCCUCGAAGUUGUCGUGCACUUACUGUCACAGGAGGGGUGCAGUGAUCGGGUGCUGCGACACCUCCUGUGCCGUCAAGUUUCACCUGACGUGCGGACUCGUCCACAACAGUUUCCACGCCUUUCACGACCCCCUGAAGUCCUAUCCGUCGUAUUGCGAGAAACACAGACCAAAGCAGAAGACCCGACGCGUGAACCAGAAGGCGGUCGACCGGAUGUGCGCCAUUUGUCGCGAAGAGGUGACGCCCCCACAGCCCUCCCCUAAGACACUGUGGACGCCGUGUUGCGGGCAUUGGAUGCACAGAGAGUGUGUGAUCAAACAGGCCUAUCACGCGGGCAAACACCACCUGAAGUGUCCCAACUGUAACAAUAGGGAUGAGUUCGUGACCGAAAUGAAGGCGUUUGGGGUUCACGUGCCCUCCCGGGACGCCAGUUGGGAGAAGGGCUCCACCUUUCAGGACUUGUAUGACCACCGCUACGAGUGUUCGGUCGAGAAGUGUCUGUCCAGGAAGGGCAAGGAUUUCAAUGGCGAUAAGGAGUGGGAGAUAUUGGCGUGCGAUGGCUGUGGCGCUAACGCCACUCAUAUCAAGUGCUCGGCUCUCGAGGUGGACACCGAAGAGUGGAUGUGCUCUCUCUGUAAACCCAUUCUCUCUAAUGACAAAAAACUCAAAACAAUUAACCAGUAAUUGAAUCCAAAAUUAUUGAUUCAUUGGUUUUACUAAUUU
Messenger RNA from Oppiella nova, 1082 nucleotides. NCBI's taxonomy places the organism in Eukaryota, Metazoa, Arthropoda, Arachnida, Sarcoptiformes, Oppiidae. The record is from the annotation of a GenBank genome assembly.